AUGUCUAAGUACAUUGUAUGGAAAAUUUUGAUCUCGCUUUGUGCUUUAAAUAUUUUUUCCAUCGAAGGAACCGAAAAGGAUCAAAAACAUUUGGAAGCUAAGCCGCAACUGUAUGAGUCUGUUUCCAAAAAAGACUUUAAUCAUAUUGACAAGGAGACUAGUGGAAACGGACAGUUCCAUCUUGAGAAUCGUGGUGCCGACGGAAUCUCGUAUGGCUGUUAUGGUUACUCAGACAGCUCGGACAGACUUCACAUAACCCAUUAUGUGACCGAUGCUCGUGGUUACCGCGUAAUUCAACCAUAUCAGCCCGUGCAGUUGUACACCGUCACGGCCAAUCCAUCCGCAAAAAAAUCAUCAACUGAAACCGGUGAAAACAGAGAUCAGCAUCCGCUGCGUAGCGAGCAACGGCUGUGGAAUGAACUACAGUUCCCGGAUGACUGCUAUUCGAAAGAAAUACGAUCAGUAGCCAUUGUUCCCGCUCCUCAAAAACCCAUGCCAAACCGGGAGCCACAUAGCUGCCGCCCAGAUAACACUGCUCAAUCGAACGCACCGGCGGUUACAUCACUCGCUCCGGUUGGGGGUGCUGUCGGAGGACUGCUGGGUGGAUUAGUUGGAGGUUUACUGCAAGGCCUUGGACAAGGGUUAGGUGUCAACUUACUGGCUACCCACAGCUGCGCCCAAAACACUCAAACUCACCAAUGCAAUGGUGGCUGCAGUAAGGAUCAUCCUGCAUAUUUGGGACUUAUGCCUACUAUAUAUCAACCAAGAUUAUCUGAAGAGCAUCUGAUUAGGCCCCUGGAAACUAUAUUCUCUAAUCUUUUGGAACCAAGAAGCGACCAGAAAACUCUGCCAAUAUACUGGAUGCUACCAAGCUCACAGGACGGCCAUUGGCGUUCUGAAACGGGCAAAGGAUUGAUCCGAAAUAUCUUCCCAUACGGAUACUUGCAACAAAGAAGUUUGGCUUAGAACCAGACGUAGAUAUAAAGCUUAGAAAAUGACACAGAUUCAAUGCAAAAUGAUGGAAUACUGACAAAAACAAUCGAUCAAUAAAAGUAG
This is a messenger RNA of Malaya genurostris, 1056 nucleotides long. RefSeq lists its product as uncharacterized. Lineage: Eukaryota; Metazoa; Arthropoda; Insecta; Diptera; Culicidae. The coding region runs from base 1 to 966 and encodes 321 amino acids. The transcript is spliced from 4 exons. The record is from RefSeq and is a predicted model, not a curated record.